CUGCCCUGCGUCUGGUUCAGAAGGCUGAUUUUGAAAGUAAACAAGGGCUGCGAGGCUUAACUCUCCCAAGAAUGACAAGCUAUUCUAUUCUAGGAAACAGUUGAAAGCUCCAGAGGUCACCGAAGAACUAAACUGCGUUGUGGAUGCCUCCACGUAGCGGGGAUGCGGGCAGUUUCCACCAGAAGGGAGAAGGGAUUCCCUUUGUGAAGGAACUUCUGCACCUGUUGGCAUUCUAACGGGGCUUUCAGCCGAAGGACUGCUGGGUCCAGCUUUCUGCACUGCCAACCACGGGGAAGCUUCGUAUUUCAGUAACCAUCCUGUCGUUUGUCAGUUGGAAGAAGAGCCUGGGGACUCCCAGUGGAGGAAUAUCUACUCGCUUUUGUAAGAUCAAACAGUGAGACCGUCCUUGCUUUUUGCUGCAGAAUGUCGUGGCUUAAAAAGAAAAAAAAAUCUGUGAAAUUUGAACAAGCGGCCUUCUCAAGAUGUACCGAGUCUCUCAACUGAUGUCGACACCAGUAGCAAAUUCCACCAGGUCACACAGAGGACAUUCUGGAGAGCUGUCCCCCAAAUGCAUUUUCCCAAGCUUUGAUUGUGGCUUCCUGGAUGGAGACAGUUCGUUUGAAUGCUGCUCCGUAGACCCGCUGACAGGCUCCCACUAUGUCUGUCGCAGAAGCCCCCGGCUCCUCACCAAUGGCUACUACAUUUGGACUGAGGACAGUUUCCUUUGUGACCCAGAUGGCCACAUCACUCUGAACCCCUCCCAUACCAGUGUUAUGUACAAGGAGAACUUAGUUAGAAUAUUUAGAAAGAAAAAGAGAACCCACCGUUCUCUUUCUUCUCUCCUGGACCUCAGAGCCUCUAAAUCUUGGCUGCAUGGAAGCAUCUUUGGAGAUGUUGAUUCACUUCCAAGUGAGGACAUCUGGCUGGAGGGCAUCAGAAGCUUUGGAAGUGAUCUGGACGGUUCUUCCCUGAGUGAUGGAUGGGAGUCUCAGAAGCCAAUCACAGACACUUCAGAAGCCUCCUCUUCUGGCCACAUCCUGUCUCAGCAUCUCAAAGAAAGUUCUGAGAAUUCCUCUCUUCAGCCUCAGACAAGAACAUCAGGACAUUUCCCAGAGAACAUUUCGGUGCAUUCAAAAGCUGGUCUGAUGCAUAAGAUCUCCUUACAAGCAGCCCUGCUCACAGUGUGCUUAAUCAUUUCUGCAUGUGCCAGAUGGUUUAUGGGAGGAGAAUUAGCCAGCAUCUUUACCUGCACAGUGGUGAUCACAGCAGCUUACGUUGCAAAGCCACUGUUUCUCAGCCUUGCCAGAUAUUUCAAAGCCACCACCUGGGCUAAAUUUGACAGCCCUUGAGGAAUACCUGUAAUGAAUGUCUUCAGUCUGACUAUCUGGAAACACAAUUUGUAGUCUACUUGGAAUGAAUCAACCACUUUAUUGGAAGGGGAUGAACAAAAGGAUAACUGAGAAAAAAAAACUUUAAUUUGACCAAGUAAUUUCUUUCUAAAAAUCUCAAUUUCCACAUGUAACAGUAAUUGAUCUUGACAUCAAUAUUAAAUUUCUUUUCUUUCAUGAA
This is a messenger RNA of Myodes glareolus (Bank vole), 1569 nucleotides long. The record is from RefSeq and is a predicted model, not a curated record. Lineage: Eukaryota; Metazoa; Chordata; Mammalia; Rodentia; Cricetidae.